GAAGUGAAAGAUGUUUAAUAUUCUUCCGAAGAAUUUACAUACAGCACAUUAAGAUUCUGUAGCGACGCUUACGACUGAAAAUAUAUUAUCAUGCAGAAAUAUCUGAUUGUGUCACUUUGCGUUUUCGCUGCAUUUAUUUCGAUAGAAGCGAGACCUUGGUAUGAAGGUGGAUAUAGUGAUAAUGGAUAUAGCAGCAAUGGAUAUAGUAGUAAUGGAUAUAUUAGAAGUGGCAACGCUAACAACGGAAAUGGCGGUAGUGGAUAUGAUGGUAAUGGAUAUGAAAGCAAUGGAUAUAGCAGCAAUGGAUACGGCAACAGCGGUAAUGGCGGCAGCGCAAGAUUAAUUAAUAGCCACAGUCAAUUCGAUUAUGGAGUCUACGUACCGAGAUCAUGCCCACACUGCAAAGUAAAUAACUUUGGGAAUGGUGAUUACAAUGAACAUACCUUCAACUUACCAAGAGGAAUAUACAACUAAUUUUAAGAUAUUUUUGUAAUAUUUAGUUUACAUCUUACAUCUAAUAAACUUUUAUUAAACUUA
Messenger RNA from Melitaea cinxia (Glanville fritillary), 537 nucleotides. RefSeq names its product N66 matrix protein-like. Lineage: Eukaryota; Metazoa; Arthropoda; Insecta; Lepidoptera; Nymphalidae. The transcript has 3 exons. The coding region runs from base 91 to 474 and encodes 127 amino acids. The record is from RefSeq and is a predicted model, not a curated record.